This is a messenger RNA of Fraxinus pennsylvanica, 888 nucleotides long. The record is from the annotation of a GenBank genome assembly. Lineage: Eukaryota; Viridiplantae; Streptophyta; Magnoliopsida; Lamiales; Oleaceae.
AUGGCUGGGGCUGCUAUAAGAAUUCAUGAAGCUGCCGGAAAGAUGAUGCAACUCUGCCGGAGAAUCGUCCACGUCAAUAUCCGGUGGAGCAUAAUAGACAAAGUUUCAAUAUUCCGGCAGUUCUUUGGAUUCAUUUGGGAUAGAAUUCUUGUUUGUUCAAUUGGAAGGCCUAUUCGGUACAGGAGAUUGUCCCGAAGAUCCCCUAAUUCUUCUACUUCUUUGCCGUCGUCCAUGGAAGCUAUAGAGUCUGGCAUAGGACAUGAAGAAGACCCCAUGACUACAUGCAGCAGUAGCUAUGAAGAGGACAUGAGUGAUUCAGAUUUAGUUGCCUUAAAAAUCAGUCUUUUGGGGGAUUGCCAGAUUGGAAAAACAAGCUUUAUGAUAAAGUAUGUAGGGGAUGAACAAGAAAAAAGAGGACUUCAGAUGAAAGGAAUAAAUUUAAUGGACAAAAUUUUCCAUGUUCGAGGUGCAAGGAUUGCUUUUAGAAUAUGGGAUGUGGGAGGCGACAAAAGUUCUUUUGAUCAGGUUCCAAUUUCUUGCAAAGAUGCUGUCGCAAUUUUAUUUAUGUUUGAUCUUACUAGUAGAUGUACACUCAACAGUAUUAUUGGAUGGUAUAACGAGGCAACGAAGUGGAAUCGGAAUGCAAUUCCUAUAUUAAUCGGAACAAAGUUUGAUGAUUUUGUCCGACUUCCACCAGAUAUUCAAUGGACUAUUGUGACUCAGGCAAGGGCAUAUGCCAGGGCUAUGAAAGCAACCCUCUUCUUCUCAAGUGCCACACACAACAUCAAUGUGAACAAGAUCUUCAAGUUCAUCAUGGCCAAUCUCUUUAACCUGCCAUGGACUCUAGAAAGAAAUUUGACAAUUGGUGAACCCAUCAUCGACUUCUGA